GAACAUUGGAACAAUAAGGAGAGGGAGGGACGAGAGAGAGGGAACUGGGGAAGGAAGGAGUGUGUUGUUUGUGCGGGCGCGCGUGUUUGGUUUACUGCAUCACUUUGUCAGUGGGAGGAGAACUAAGCUCCUUGCUGCAAGUUCGGCUUUGAAAAGAAAAAUGGCUACACGAUCGACGCACAACAGACAUGAUGGAAACAAAGGUGCCAUCAAAAUUCAGAAGAGAUUCGUCCCUAAAACUAAUAAUUCGACGAGAGAACCCGUCGCCAAUUCUACUCUCUCAACUUCUCUGAGACGGUCUUCCCCGAGGAAAUCAAAUGAUGCCGAGAUUUCAAUCGGUGGCGGUGGCAGCAACCCCAGUUCGACGGCUAGGGUUCGAUUGGGAGAGAACGGUGACUGGGCUUCUAGCAGAGAACGUGGUGGUAAUUUCGUAAAUUACUUGCCCCAAGACGAGGCUGUCGCCGCCGGUCUCGGGGUCGAGGAUGGUGGUUUGAAUCCCGUCGAGUCUCAGCGAGUGGUCGACCUUCUCAACAGAGAAUUAUCUCGGUUGCUCAAGUUGAGCCCAAGAGAUUUCUGGAAAGAAGUGGCCAGCAACACUUCUUUGCAUCAUUUUAUGGAUAGUUUUCUGCAAUUCCGAAAUAGAUGGUACGACUUCCCUCAUCAUGGAGCCAAGGGAACAGUUGCAGGGGUCAUUGUUGGAGAAUUUGAGCUAAGUCGCCGUGUCUUCAUGCUCUUUUAUCGCAUAUCUUCUAAUAGGGACCCUGGUGCCCGGGCCAGUUAUAGCCUCAGUGCAAAGGAGCAUGGAGCCCUUUUGCAGGAAAAGAAGCUGCUCGACUUGCCAAAGUUGUUAGAUAUAUGUGCUAUAUUUGGUCAUGAAAAUGAAGAGCUUACCAGGUUAUUGGUGAGAUUUUACAUUCAUAUGGCUCAUAGCUUCACAUAUUUUAUUUUCUUUUAA
Nelumbo nucifera (sacred lotus) is the source of this 955-nucleotide messenger RNA. NCBI's taxonomy places the organism in Eukaryota, Viridiplantae, Streptophyta, Magnoliopsida, Proteales, Nelumbonaceae. The record is from RefSeq and is a predicted model, not a curated record.